Molecule: messenger RNA, 1032 nt
Organism: Hibiscus syriacus
Lineage: Eukaryota; Viridiplantae; Streptophyta; Magnoliopsida; Malvales; Malvaceae
Product: protein PHYTOCHROME KINASE SUBSTRATE 1-like
Exons: 2
Coding region: 1-1032 (343 amino acids)
Biological process (GO): phototropism
Source: RefSeq, a predicted model, not a curated record
AUGGCGAAGAUGGAGAAAUUGGAGUGUUCGGAGCUGAAAAAUAUUUUCAAUGGAGCAAUAGAUGUUGAUGCUGGUGGUCCAAUAACAACCAAAAAAGAUUCAAACAAGUUGGAAAGCACGAAACAUCACGUGAUGAAGCCAUUGGCACAUCAGGCAGCUCCAAGUAUGCGUUCAGAAUCAAGCUGGAAUAGCCAAAAUCCAUUACUUGAUAACAUUGUUAUCCAAAAACCUCGGCCAAAACCCAGUAAGCCUGUGAAUGCAAAGUCUUUCUUUACUUCUCUUGCCGCCUGUAAUUGCAACUGCUUCGAUAGAAACUCCAUUGAUAUCGACGUGAGUGAAAUCAGUUUCAAAAGACCCAACGGUGAGUUAUUAUUUCAACGAAAGCAAAAUAAAACAACAGCCGCUAUAAAGGAAGACCCUUUCACAUUCCGCACCAUGGAUUCAACCGUGGCUAUUCGGCCUAUUAAAGUGCCAUCGCAAGGAGAUGUCGAUGAAAUCGGAAGGAAAUCGUUGGAGGAGAAACUGAGAAUAACAAUAAUUCUAAAGGUAAUUGUAAGUGAUGCGAGUUCGGAUUUGUUCAAGAUCGAGAGCUUAACAGGGAAACCGAAUCAUUGUUACGCACCGAGCGGGGCCAGUAUAGAGUGGAGUGUGGUCACUGCAAGUGCGGCUGAAUACGAUGAACGAAGGCCGCCCACAAGUUUAUCGAGUCCGAUAAAAACAUUUCCAACCGCCACCGACUCAAAGACGAAAAUCAACGUCCAGAGGCCACGUUCUAGUGGUCUAUUGGGGUGUAAUAGCUCGAAAGCAGUAAAGAUAGAUGGUGAUGCGCAUAAAACGAAUCAAAAGGCAGGUUUAGACCCAAGAAUGAGGCAUGUGUCGGACUCGUACAUGCCCGUGACGAGACUUGGAGCCGACAGUAAACUCGUUGAUGCGGGUGCUUUUGAACGUAGGCUGAUACUCGCCACACGCUCCCUUCCCGUUCCUCCUUCACAUUCACCAUCACAAGCUUCUCCUCUGUUGUAUAUUCAGUAG